This is a messenger RNA of Hypomesus transpacificus, 1206 nucleotides long. It is a transcript of the gene slc30a2, whose product is annotated as solute carrier family 30 member 2. Gene Ontology annotation, biological process: response to zinc ion; zinc ion transmembrane transport. The record is from RefSeq and is a predicted model, not a curated record. Gene Ontology annotation, molecular function: zinc ion transmembrane transporter activity. Gene Ontology annotation, cellular component: plasma membrane. NCBI's taxonomy places the organism in Eukaryota, Metazoa, Chordata, Actinopteri, Osmeriformes, Osmeridae.
AUGGAUAGUACCACAGUGAAUUCGGAGAAAUCGCAGCUUAUACACGAGAAGAACGCGAAAAUGUAUUCUCAAAAAAUGAAAAGCACGUUCUCAGACCCUAAGGAGGAGUAUCCCAACAUGCCGUUGGGGAACGGGGAUGUGGGAGGGGCCAUCGAGCUCAAGCGUCCAGUGGGUGCUCAUUGUCACGGCAACAAGGCGGUGUGCGAGGAGAGCCGGGACAAGGCGCUGGCCAAGAGGAAGCUGUACAUGGCCUCUGUCAUCUGCCUCUUCUUCAUGAUAGGAGAGGUCAUAGGGGGCUACCUGGCCCACAGCCUGGCCAUCAUGACGGACGCAGCCCACCUGCUGACAGACCUGGGCAGCAUGCUGGUCAGCCUCUUCUCCCUCUGGGUCUCCUCCAGGCCCCCCACCAAGACCAUGACCCUGGGCUGGCAUCGCUCAGAGAUCCUGGGGGCACUGGUGUCAGUGCUGUCUAUCUGGAUGGUGACCGGGGUGCUGGUCUACCUGGCUGUUGAGAGGAUCGUCAGGGACGACUACGAGAUAGAUGGUCACGUGAUGCUCAUCACCUCCGGCUGUGCUGUCAUCGUCAACAUUGUCAUGGCGUACAUCCUGCACCACUCCACCAGCCUGCACGCCCACGGGGAGGGCUACCAGCAGAUAGACGAGGGUGGGCGGAGCCCCGUGGCCCAUGGCCACACCCACAGCCUUCUGGGUGGCCAUGGCAACACCAGCGUGCGUGCGGCCUUCAUCCACGUGGUGGGAGACCUGCUGCAGAGUGUGGGGGUCAUGAUUGCCGCCAUCAUCAUCUACUUCCGGCCAGAGUACAAGGUAGCCGACCCCAUCUGCACCUUCCUGUUCUCUGUGUUCGUCCUCUGCACCACCCUCACCAUCCUCAGGGAUGUGUUCCGCAUCCUGAUGGAAGGAGCUCCUAAGGGGAUAGAGUUUAACUCUGUGAAGGAGGUGCUGCUGUCCCUGCAGGCUGUGAAGGGGCUGCACUGCCUGCACCUGUGGGCCCUAACCCUGGGACAGACACUUGUGUCUGUACACCUGGCCGUAGAGGAGAAUGCUGACGGGCAGAACGUUCUGAAGGAGGCCACGGAGAUCCUGCAGACCAAGUUUGGCUUCACCAACACCACGAUCCAGGUGGAGCACUACUCUGAAGACAUGGCUUACUGCCCUCACUGCCAGGACCCCCUGGACUAGCACACA